GCACCUAGCUGGACGCAUAAGAUUGCCGACGCUGAAUUGAUACGAAGGUGUGGGUUGAAUGUACACAGCACUCUGGAAUGCUCAUGAAUCUGUCCGUGUUGCUAGUCAAAGCUGUUAACACCAAUGUCACUCUAGGCGCAUAUAUUUAUGUUUGGUGCUUGCUCGAGUCGUGCAUCAGAUGAGCCAGGUUCAUCUUGUACACGUACGCGCCCCGCCAAAUUUAUUAGAGACAAGCUCGGCCGCCACUUCAAAGGAAGCUGCGACCCUUUAACAGCACUAGAACACUUCAAGUCUCACAUAUUUGCUCUGUGUCGUUCCAUCCUACUUCUCUCUGCCGUUCCAUUUUAUCAUCUUCCGCCUUGACUUCCUCAGGGCGCCGUGGUGAUUUCCCUGCCGUCUUCUUCCCUUGUACAUCUCUCAAAAAACCUACACCUCGUCAUCCAUCGCGCAUCACGCAUCGCACAUCAUGGCGUCCAACGGAACUGCUGCAAACAGAUUUCUCAUCUGGGGUGGUAGAGGCUGGGUGGCUGGUCAUCUGGAGAACAUACUGAAGAAGCAGGGCAAGGAAGUCUACAUGACGACGAUCCGAAUGGAGGACAGAGAAGCAGUUAAGGCAGAGCUAGACAAGAUCAAGCCAACUCACGUUCUCAACGCUGCUGGCUGCACUGGGCGGCCCAAUGUUGAUUGGUGCGAGGACCACAAGGAGGAGACAAUGCGAUCCAACGUCAUUGGAACUCUUAACUUGACCGACUUGUGUUCCCAGGCCGACAUCCACUGCACCGUGUUUGCCACUGGUUGCAUUUACCAUUACGAUGAUACUCACCCCAUUGGUGGCCCGGGAUACAAAGAGACAGACCCGGCCAACUUCAAGGGUAGCUUCUACUCGGAGACCAAGGGCCACGUCGAGGAGAUCAUGAAGUACUACACCAACUGCCUGAUCCUCCGCCUUCGUAUGCCCGUCUCCGAUGAUUUACACCCCCGGAACUUCGUCACCAAGAUCAGCAAGUAUGAUCGAGUGGUCGAUAUCCCCAACAGUAAUACCAUCCUGACGGAUCUGCUCCCGGCCUCGAUUCUCAUGUCUGAGAACAGGGACACGGGAGUGUACAACUUUACAAACCCCGGUGCCAUUAGCCACAACGAGGUUCUCUCUCUUUUCAAGGAGAUUGUGCGACCCGACUUCACAUGGAAGAACUUCACGGUGGAGGAGCAGUCCAAGGUGAUCAAGGCAGGCCGAAGCAACUGCCUGCUGGACACCACGAAGCUGGAGAACAAGCUCAAGGAGUACAACUACACCGUUCCGGAGGUCCAUGAAGCAUACAGGAAGUGCUUUGAGAGGAUGAAGGCUGCAGGGGUUCAAUAAAAAGCCAGUGGUAUAGGUAUGCCCCAUGCAAGCUGCAUGCAGCCGCACAAGGCUGAGACGUGGGGCCACAAUUUCUUUCGUGGAUAUAGAACACUUUGCAAAAAUGCAUGGACGACGCAGGUCAGGUCAACAUGAUAUUGGACUGCUCCAGAGCUUCGAUUUGGUGGAUGAUUCUGUGUUUGGUAAAUUGCCU
This is a messenger RNA of Pseudomassariella vexata, 1553 nucleotides long. RefSeq names its product NAD dependent epimerase/dehydratase. NCBI's taxonomy places the organism in Eukaryota, Fungi, Ascomycota, Sordariomycetes, Amphisphaeriales, Pseudomassariaceae. Bases 467 to 1360 code for a protein of 297 amino acids. Gene Ontology annotation, biological process: S-adenosylmethionine biosynthetic process. Gene Ontology annotation, cellular component: methionine adenosyltransferase complex. Gene Ontology annotation, molecular function: methionine adenosyltransferase regulator activity. The record is from RefSeq and is a predicted model, not a curated record. The transcript is spliced from 3 exons.